Molecule: messenger RNA, 1610 nt
Organism: Hyla sarda
Lineage: Eukaryota; Metazoa; Chordata; Amphibia; Anura; Hylidae
Gene: SRM
Product: spermidine synthase
Exons: 8
Coding region: 84-956 (290 amino acids)
Biological process (GO): spermidine biosynthetic process
Cellular component (GO): cytosol
Molecular function (GO): spermidine synthase activity
Source: RefSeq, a predicted model, not a curated record
GCUCUCUCAUUGGUCGCCGCCCAGCACGUUGCGCGCAGCAGGCUCGGGUGAGCGGUGUGCACGGCUGGUCCUCUCGUCUCGUCAUGGAGCUGCCGGUCCGGAAUGGUUGGUUCCGGGAGACGUGCAGCCUGUGGCCGGGGCAGGCGAUGUCCCUGCAGGUGGAGGAGGUGCUGCACCAUCACAAGUCCGCCUUCCAGGAGAUCCUGGUGUUUAAGAGUAAGACGUACGGGAAUGUGCUGGUGUUGGACGGAUUAAUCCAGUGCACGGAGCGAGACGAGUUCUCCUACCAGGAAAUGAUCGCGAACCUCCCGCUGUGCAGCCACCCCAACCCAAAGAAGGUGCUCAUCAUCGGAGGCGGAGAUGGAGGGGUUUUGCGAGAGGUGGUGAAGCAUCCGUCCGUGGAGUCUGUGGUGCAGUGUGAGAUCGAUGAGGAGGUCAUCAGUGUCUCCAAGCAGUAUCUGCCCGGAAUGGCCGUGGGUUACUCCAGUCCUAAACUCACUUUACACGUGGGCGACGGUUUCCAGUUCAUGAAGCAGAACCAAGACGCGUUUGAUGUCAUUAUCACAGACUCCUCCGACCCUGUAGGUCCUGCGGAGUCCCUCUUUAAAGAGUCUUACUAUCAGCUGAUGAAGACGGCGCUCAGGGAGGGUGGGAUCCUCUGCUGUCAAGGGGAAUGUCAGUGGCUGCACCUGGACCUUAUAAAGGAGAUGCACCAAUUCUGCAAGACUCUGUUCCCUGUGGUAGAAUAUGCCUACUGCACCAUCCCCACCUACCCCAGCGGGCAGAUCGGCUUCAUGCUCUGCAGCAAAAACCCAAACACAAGUUUCCGGGAGCCCAUACGACCCCUUACUCAGGAGCAGGUGGAUGAGAUGAACCUCAGAUACUACAACUUCAACAUUCACCGGGCAGCGUUCGUUCUCCCAGAGUUUACACGAAAGGCUCUCAGCGAUGUGUGAAUUGGCGGCAGACGUGACGUUUAACUCUUUGUAAGGCUAGAGACUUCAGACCAGAGAACACACGUCGCCCUCCCAUGAAUGGGGCGCAGGACGCGGUCGCACCUCCUGGCUUUUUUUUUUUUUUAACUUUAUCUCCAGUGCCGGCAACUGUGAUCCGUACACUCGCCCCUUCAAGGCCCAGACCUCAUGGGUACAACGUGUUACGAUCUCCGCAUGCAUCUUCCUUCUCUGAUUUAUCGCUUCUGUUAACCCUUCAUGAAGCAAGACUCAGUGAUUCCUCCAUUCACUUAUCACCUGGUGUCGGCUGCUGCAAGGGUUAAUUGGAAGUCCGCCACGAUUUUAUUGUUACCCCCCUUCAUUGCCAAUGUUGUCAUUAUCAUAUGUUACAUAUAUCUAUUUAAUACUGAGGCUUAUCCGCCCCACCAGCUGCUAGUCUUCACGUUUCCUGAUAUUAUGGCAAAGAACAGUCUGUCAUGGCAUCUCAUCCCUCAUACACCCCCUUGACCAGCAAUGGUUCAUUCCUGUCUGAUUGGCCAGAGGAGGGUUGGUUGAUUGAAGUGAAGGGAUAUUGGGGGUGGAUGGACGGACAGUCGGUCCAGAUAAGAGAACUGCAAUCACUGGAUGUUACUUGUCAGUAAACAGAUCCCAAACCAA